GGAAGGAACGGUUUGACGAAGAUGGCCGCGAAGCAAGAGGCCGGAAGUGCUGCUUUUGCCGGCGGUAGCUGCCCCGCCGAGUCCAUGGAGCCAGUCUUACCUAUGCUAUUGGUGCCGGUCCGCUCCGAGGCGAUCGAGCGGCUGGGAUCCCGAGCGCAGAUGCACAGAGAGCAGGAGGUUCUAGGGAGCUUGACGGCCGCGGGCAGCCUCCAAGUGCUUUCCUUGGCACCCGGCGGCCCGGGUGGGGGUGGCUGCUGCCUUAAGGGUCCUUUCGGCCAUUUUGUAUGGGAGGACUCUCAUAACRGCACUUCAACGGACAAACCCAAACUGCUCGCUUUUUGUGAAAAUUAUGAACUGUUAAUUUAUGAAUUUAACUUGAAAGAUGGAAGAUGUGAUGCAACCAUAUUGUACAACUGCAGUGGGAAGACACUGCAAAAGCUUAUUGAAGAGCAAGGUGUCAGUAUUUCCUUACUGUCUUUGAGGAUUCUCUCAUUUAACAAUAAUACAUCAUUAUUGUUCAUCAACAAAUGUAUCAUCCUCCAUAUCAUGUUUCCUGAAAGAGAUUCUGAAAUCAGAGUACUCAGCUGCUUCACAUUAUCCUUGCCUACACAGACAGUGGACACGAUUAUUGACAUGCAGCUCUGCAGAGGAGUUCUUUUUGUUUUGAGUAGUUUAGGCUGGAUCUAUAUUUUUGAUACUGUGAAUGGCAGAAAUGUAGCUCAUGUGGAAUUAGCACUUUACCAAGAAAAUGUAUACAAUAAGCAGCAACAGGAACCAGCCAAGAUUUCUUCUUUCACUUCACUGAAAGUAUCUCAGGAUCUAGAUGUUGUAGUGAUUGUCAGCUCUUCCAACUCUGCAAUUGCUGUUAACUUAAAUUUAUAUUUCAGGCAAUACCCAGGACACCUACUAUGCGAAAGAACACUAGAAGACCUUCCUAUUCAAGGACCUAAGGGGAUAGAUGAAGAUGAUCCUGUUAAUUCUGUCCAUAACAUGAAACUGACCAAGUUUUCCUUCCAGGUUGAUAGGUCUUGGAAUGCCCAGCUGUCGUCAUUGAAGGAAACAAUAAAGAGCUCCAAACCAGAGGUUUCCUGUUGUACUUCAUGGUUCCAGGAUAUUUUACAUUUGGAGUCCCCUGAAUCUGGUAACCAUAGUACUGAUGUGCCAAGCUGUGCUUUCCUUCCACGGGCAAUAAUGCAUGGCCAGUUUAAUUUUCCACAGAAAGCUCAUGUGAAGACCAGUGAUAGAGGAAAAGCUUGGAAGUUAAUGUACCUCAGUGAACAAGAGGAACCAGUGGAGCUCACAUGUAUGUCUGUGACAAGAUUCUCUGCACUGUUUACAUGGGUAGUGGGAAUGACAGGCUGCACCAUUGUCCUCUGGGAUUUGGAGACACAGGGCAUGCAGUGUUUUUCCCUUGGCCAGAAGUGUAUUCCUAUAGACAAUAGUGGAGACCAGCAACUGUGCCUUCUUUUGACAGAAAAUGGACUUUCUCUAAUUUUGUUUGGGUUGACUCAAGAAGAAUUUUUAAACAGACUAAUGAUCCAUGGAAGUGCCAGCACUGUGGACUCUCUUUGUCAUCUCAAUGGUUGGGGAAGGUGCUCAAUUCCUAUACAUGCACUGGAGGCUGGAAUAGAAAAUCGUCAGCUGGACACAGUAGAUUUCUUCUUGAAGAGCAAGGAAAAUCUUUUUACCCUGUCUUCAAAAUCUUCUGUACCUGAUCAGUUUGAUCACUUGCCAUCUCAUUUAUAUUUAAGAAAUGUGGAAGAGCUGAUACCAGCAUUGGACUUACUUUGCUCAGCAAUUAGAGAAAGUGAUUCUGAAACCCAAAGCAAACACUUUUCAGAGCAAUUGCUUAGUCUUACAUUGUCUUUCCUUAACAAACAGAUGAAGGAACUUUGUAUUCACACUGAAGAGAUAGAUGAACAUCUACAGAAAGCAGUGGAUAUUUUGACCAGCUACAUUAAUGAACUUAGAACUUUCAUGAUAAAGUUUCCUUGGAAGCCAACAGAUACUAUAGAUGAAUAUAAUGUCAGUGAAAGUGUCAGCACAGUGAAAGAGAGUGAUAUAUGGGAGAAACUCAGCUCUGAGGAAGUUAUUGCCAAUGCCAUUUUAAACAACAAAAUACCAGAGGCACAAACCUUCUUUAGGAGUAACAGUCAUUCUGCUCAAAAACUUGAGGAACUGAUUAGGAUAGGCCUAGGUUUGGUCUUUGACAAUUUAAAGAAGAACAAUAUAAAGGAAGCCUCUGAACUUCUGAAGAACAUGGGUUUUGAUGUAAAGGACCACUUGCUCAAGAUAUGCUUCUAUACAACAAAUAGAAAUAUACGGGAUUAUUUGGUUGAAAUUUUGAAAGAAAAAAAUUAUUUUUCUGAAAAAGAAAAAAGAACUAUAGAUUGUGUGCAUCAAGUUGAAAAAUUUUAUUCGGGACGUCUCCAAGGAAAUAUGCAGAUACAUUCCUUUCCCAGGUAUUGGAUAAAGGAACAAGAUUUUUUCAAGCACAAAUCUAUUUUGGACUCAUUCCUCCAAUAUGAUUGUAAAGAUGAAUUUAACAAACUGGACCAUACAAUUGCAUUAAAUUGGGCUCAGUGGUGGGAUCAACCAAUGCAAGAAUAUAUCCUUCUCCCCAGGAUAAGUCCAGAAGAAUAUAAACUGUAUUCCCCGGAAGCCCUGUGGAGAUACCUCACAGCUCACCAUGAUUGGUUAAACAUUGUCUUGUGGAUUGGAGAGUUUCAGACCCAGGAAGGUUACCUUUCACUUCAGCAGAGCAAAUGGCCCCCUCUGACUGUUGAUGUUAUUGAUCAGAAUACUUGCUGCAACAACUACAUGAGGAAUGAAGUUUUAGAUAAAUUGGCCAGGAAUGGAAUUUUUCUUGGGUCUGAACUAGAAGAUUUUGAACUCUUCCUUCUAAGACUCAACCGUAUUGGGGGUGUGAUGCAAGACACUCCCCCUGUCCAAAACUAUAGGACCAAAGAAGGUUGGGAUUUUCAUUCUCAUUUCAUUCUCUACUGCUUGGAACAUGGUCUACAGUAUCUUCUUUAUGUCUUUCUCGACUAUUACAAACUUAGUCCUGAAAAUUGUUCUUAUUUGGAAAAGAAAGAAUUAUAUGAAGCUCACCCUUGGUUUGAAUUUUUAGUUCAGUGUCGACAAGUUUCCAGUAAUUUAACAGAUCCCAAACUGAUCUUCCAGGCUAGCCUUGCAAAUGCUCAAAUUUUGAUUCCCACCAAUCGGGCAGGUGUAAGCAGUAUGCUAUUGGAAGGACAUACUCUCCUGGCCCUUGCUACUAUGAUGUAUGCUCCUGGGGGGGUCAGCCAGGUUGUUCAGAAAGAAGAAAAUGAAAACAGUUUGAAGAAAGUGGAUCCCCAGCUACUAAAGAUGGCCUUAACUCCUUAUCCAAAGCUAAAAACUGCUCUCUUCCCGCAAUGCAUUUCUCCUAGUGUCCUGCCAGCCGAUAUUACACUCUACCACCUCAUUCAGUCAUUGUCACCCUUUGAUCCUAGCAGAUUGUUUGGCUGGCAGUCUGCUAACACACUAGCCAUAGGAGAUGCAUCAAGUCAUCUCCCUCAUUUUUCUAGCCCUGACCUGGUGAAUAAAUAUGCUAUAGUGGAACAUCUGAAUUUUACUUACUACUUACUUCACGGACGCCCAUCUUUUGCAUUUGGUACCUUUCUGGUCCAAGAGUUAAUCAAGAGCAAGAAUCCCAAACAGCUGAUCCAGCAAGUAGGCAAGGAGGCCUAUGUCUUAGGGCUCUCGUCCUUCCACAUACCUUCAAUAGGAGCUGCCUGUGUGUGUUUCUUGGAAUUGCUUGGCCUUGACAGCCUCAAGCUCAGAGUUGAUAUGAAAGUAGCCAAUAUAAUUUUAAGCUACAAGUAUAGAAAUGAAGAUGCUCAGUACUGCUUUAUCAGAGAGUCUUUAGCUGAAAAACUAUCUAAACUGGCAGAUGAUGAAAAGGCCACCUUAGAAGAAUUGCUUGUUCUCUUAGAAGAAGGUACAUGGAAUAACAUUCAGCAGCAUGAAAUGAAGAGAUUAUCCAGUGAAUCUAGCAGCCAGUGGGCAUUAGUGAUACAAUUCUGCAGGCUCCAUAAUAUAAGACUGAGCACAUCUUACCUUCGAGAAUGUGCCCAAGCAAAUGAUUGGCUGCAGUUUAUUAUUCACAGCCAACUCCAUAACUUCAAACCAGAGGAGGUGAAGUCCCUUCUCCAGUACUUCAGCCCAAUUCUUCAAGACCACUUAAAGUUGGCUUUUGAGAACUUUCCAUCAGUGUCCAGUUCUAUAGUGGACAGUGAUCAAGUCUGCAACCAGUGCCCCCAGGAACUCCAGAAAAAUAAAGAAGAGAUGACUAAUUUCUUUGAAACUCUGCUCCAGUGCUCAGAGGAGCCAGAUUCCUGGCGCUGGCUCUUGGCUGAAGCAUUGAAACAGCAGGCUCCUAUCCUCAGUGUCCUAGCUUCAUGUAUUCAGGAUGCCAGUGCUAUUCCUUGUCUCUGUGUUUGGAUCAUUACUUCUGUGGAGGACAGUGUUGCAGCUGAAGCAGUGGGACACAUUCAGGGCUCAAUAGAGGACCAUACCUGGGACCUUGAGGACCUUUCCUUCAUCUGGAGAACAUUAUUAACAAGGCAGAAGAGCAAAAUUCUCAUCAGAGCUUUCCAGCUUUUCUUUAAGGACUCCCCAUUACUCCUGAUGAUGGAGAUGUAUGAACUAUGUUUGUUCUUCAAGAAUUAUAAGGAAGCCAAAGCUAAACUUUUGGAGUUCCAGAAGAACCUUGAAACUCUUYACACAAAGGCCCCUAGGGUCCCCCCUAUCAUCCCUGCCACAUGGCUGAAGGAUCAGGUGUGUUUCCUUUUGAAGCUUAUGCCACAGCAGUGUCAGACACAAUACGAGUUGGGGAAGCUCUUACAGCUGUUGGUUGGAGUACAGCAUCUCUUCUCUGAUGGUCCAGAUAUGAAGAAGCUGUGUGUCCUUAGCCAAAUUUUGAAGGAUACAUCCAUAGCCAUUAAUCAUGCAAUUAUUACCAGCUACAGCACUGAGAAUUUUCAGCAUGAAUGUAGAUCUAUUUUGGAAAGACUGCAGAUGGAUGGACAGUUUGCUUUGGCCAGGAAGGUAGCAGAAUUAGCUGAGUUACCUGUGGACAACUUGGUUAUUAAAGAGGUCACACAAGAAAUGCAGACACUAAAACACAUUGAACAGUGGUCCCUGAAACAAGCAAGAAUUGAUUUUUGGAAAAAAUGUCAUGAGAAUUUUAAGAAAAAUUCCAUUUCAAAUAAAGCAGCUUCUUCCUUUUUCUCUGACCAAGCCCUUGUGGCCUUUGAGCACCCAGUUGGACGAAGCAGUGUUGAGGAACGUCAUUUGCUGCUCACCCUGGCAGGACACUGGGUUGCCCAGGAGGACCCAGUGCCCUUGGACAAGCUGGAGGAACUGGAGAAGCAGAUUUGGAUCUGUCGCAUUACCCAGCACAACUUCACAGGGAAUCAGGAGGAAAUAGAGCCUAGAUUUUCUCAACAGAUCUCAACUAGUGGUGAACUUUCCUUUGAUAGCUUAGCCAGUGAGUUUUCCUUCUCCAAGGUGGCUGCUUUGAACACAUCAAAAUACUUAGAACUUAAUGGCCUUCCAUCCAGAGAGACAUGUGAGAAUAGAUUGAAUUGGAAGGAGCAGGAGUCACUAAACUUAUUGAUUGGGCACCUCCUGGAUAAUGGCUGUGUGCAUGAAGCAAGUAGAGUAUGCCGGUAUUUUCAUUUCUAUAACCAAGAUGUUGCCUUGGUAUUGCACUGCAGAGCACUGGCCUCAGGGGAAGCUGGUAUGGAUGACCUGCACCCUGAGAUCCAUGCUUUUCUACAAGGUGCUGAGCUGCCUACAGAAGAGGAGGAGCCUGGCAUUCCUCUAAGGAAAGUCCAAAGCACUUCAAGUUUGGAUAGUCAGUCAAUUGUGAUGGUGCCUUCAGGUGAUGAGGUGGUGACAAAUUUGGAAAUUCUGACAAGCAAGUGCCUCUAUGGGAAGAACUACUGCCGGCAGGUCCUCUGUCUGUAUGAACUUGCCAAGGAGUUGGGCUGUUCCUACACAGAAGUUGCUGCCCAAGAUGGUGAGGCCAUGCUCCGAGCAAUCUUGUCCUCUCAACAGCCUGACCGAUGUAAACGAGCCCAGGCCUUCAUCACCACCCAGGGCCUCAAGCCAAACACUGUGGCUGAACUCGUGGCUGAAGAGGUGACACGGGAGCUGCUGACCCCAUCAGAGGGAACAGGACAUAAGCAGAUGUUCAGCCCAGCAGAGGAAAGUCAGACAUUUCUUCAGCUGACCAUGCUGUGUCAAGACCGGACCUUGUUAGGCAUGAAGUUGUUGGAUAAGAUUUCCUCUGUUCCCCAUGGGGAACUGUCUUGCACCACAGAGCUCCUGAUCCUGGCCCAUCACUGCUUCAGCCUGACAUGUCACAUGGAAGGCAUCAUCCGAGUCCUACAGGCUGCCCGGAUGCUCACAGAUAACCACUUGGCUCCUAAUGAAGAGUAUGGACUGGUGGUACGUCUCCUCACUGGCAUUGGAAGGUACAAUGAGAUGACAUACAUAUUUGAUUUGCUGCAUAAAAAGCACUACUUCGAAGUGCUGAUGAGGAAGAAGCUAGAUCCGAGUGGUACCCUGAAGACAGCCCUGCUGGAUUAUAUCAAACGGUGCCGCCCUGGAGACAGUGAAAAGCACAACAUGAUAGCCCUGUGCUUUAGUAUGUGCCGAGAGAUCGGGGAGAACCAUGAGGCAGCUGCCUGCAUCCAACUGAAAUUGAUUGAUUCUCAGCCUUGGGAGGACAACCUCAAGGAUGGACUCCAGCUGAAGCAGCUAUUGCUGAAGGCCCUGACCCUGAUGCUAGAUGCAGCAGAGAGUUAUGCCAAGGACUCCUGUGUACGACAGGCCCUACACUGUCACCGCCUUACCAGGUUGAUAACCCUACAGAUUCACUUUCUGAACACUGGCCAGAACACAAUGCUUAUCAACUUAGGCCGCCAAAAGCUGAUGGACUGUAUCAUGGCCCUACCUCGGUUCUACCAGGCUUCUAUCGUGGCCGAGGCCUAUGACUUUGUUCCAGAUUGGGCAGAAAUUCUAUACCAACAAGUGAUUCUUAAAGGAGAUUUUACUUAUUUGGAAGAAUUUAAACAACAAAGGUUGUUAAGACCUAGUAUAAUUGAAGAAAUUUCAAAAAAAUAUAAACAACAUCAGCCUACCAACAAGGUCACAGAAAACUUGAAGAAGUUACUUUCAUACUGUGAAGAUAUCUACCUGUAUUACAAGUUGGCAUAUGAACACAAAUUUUAUGAAAUUAUAAAUGUACUUCUGAAGGACCCUCAAACAGGUUGCUGUCUAAAGGAUAUGCUUUCAGGUUAGAUGAUCUCAAAGGUGCCUGUUUUCUUGUACUGAUGUGAGGUUCUGACACAUGUUCAUGAUCAGAGUAGAAUAAUGCACUGGGGAUCUUUGUUGUCUGAAUUAGAAAAGCUCAGGACUGUACCAUAUCAGUCUUUGUAGGUGGUAGGUAAUGAAGGCGAGACUUUACCAGGAAAAUUUCUACUUUGAAGUUAUUGUUCAUCUAUCCCAUUUUAUAUGGAUACUGGUAUUYUUCUUCCUCAAGAUGGCUUCUGUAUUAGGAGGUGAUACAGUAAUGAUUAAAGAAUACCUAUGCCUGUAGAUUCCAGUUUCAAAUAUAUUUAAUAUUAUUUACACAAUUAAGGAACAGAUGAUACAUUUUCAUUUGUUAGAAACUGAUCUUUCUAUAAUAAAAUAGAUUUUAAAUUCA
Molecule: messenger RNA, 7759 nt
Organism: Urocitellus parryii (Arctic ground squirrel)
Lineage: Eukaryota; Metazoa; Chordata; Mammalia; Rodentia; Sciuridae
Gene: Spg11
Product: SPG11 vesicle trafficking associated, spatacsin
Biological process (GO): synaptic vesicle transport; axo-dendritic transport; chemical synaptic transmission
Cellular component (GO): dendrite; synapse; cytoplasm
Source: RefSeq, a predicted model, not a curated record